This is a messenger RNA of Sebastes umbrosus (honeycomb rockfish), 3666 nucleotides long. RefSeq names its product citrate synthase (gene cs). The record is from RefSeq and is a predicted model, not a curated record. The coding region runs from base 168 to 1577 and encodes 469 amino acids. Gene Ontology annotation, cellular component: mitochondrial matrix. Gene Ontology annotation, biological process: tricarboxylic acid cycle; carbohydrate metabolic process; citrate metabolic process. The transcript is spliced from 11 exons. NCBI's taxonomy places the organism in Eukaryota, Metazoa, Chordata, Actinopteri, Perciformes, Sebastidae.
CCCAAUCAACAAAGCCGCUACUUGCGGGCCUGAAUCCCUCUUCAACCUUGUGCUGUCUGGAGGGGACCUUCAACCAGCUCCGCGGUGCACCGGCAGCGCCUUCAUCAGCGGCUUCAUCAGCUCUAAAGAAGAAGAAGAAGAGGGAAGAACACAUUCACACAGACACUAUGUCCUUCCUCACUGCCAGCAGGCUAGCACCUAAACUCCUCAACUCAAAGAAUGCCACCUACUUCCUUGUGGCUGCCAGAAAUGCCAGCGCAUCAACAACAAAUCUGAAGGAUGUUCUGGCAGACCUCAUCCCUAAAGAACAGACCAGGAUCAAGAACUUUAAACAACAGUAUGGCAAAACCAACAUAGGACAGGUUUCUGUUGACAUGGUCUAUGGAGGUAUGAGGGGGAUGAAGGGUCUGGUGUACGAGACCUCUGUGUUGGAUCCUGAUGAGGGCAUCCGUUUCCGGGGCUACAGCAUUCCAGAGUGUCAGAAGUUGCUGCCCAAAGCUCCAGGAGGUGAGGAGCCGCUGCCUGAGGGCCUCUUCUGGCUGCUGGUCACAGGACAGGUGCCCACUGAGGAGCAGGUGAACUGGGUGUCCAAAGAGUGGGCGAAGAGAGCAGCACUUCCCUCUCACGUUGUCACCAUGCUGGAUAAUUUCCCUACAAACCUACACCCCAUGUCUCAGUUCAGCGCCGCCAUCACAGCUCUGAAUAGCGAGAGCGGUUUUGCACGGGCAUACUCCGAGGGUGUCCACAAAUCCAAGUACUGGGAGUUUGUCUAUGAAGACUCCAUGGACUUGAUUGCCAAGCUGCCCUGCAUUGCCGCCAAGAUCUACCGCAACCUGUACCGUGAAGGCAGCAGCAUCGGAGCCAUCGACUCAAACCUGGACUGGUCCCACAACUUCACCAACAUGCUGGGCUACAGUGAUGCCCAGUUCACUGAGCUAAUGAGGCUCUACCUCACCAUCCACAGUGACCACGAAGGAGGCAAUGUCAGUGCCCACACCAGCCACUUGGUGGGUAGUGCCCUGUCUGACCCUUACCUGUCCUUCAGCGCUGCCAUGAAUGGCCUGGCUGGUCCUCUGCAUGGCCUGGCCAAUCAGGAGGUGCUGGUGUGGCUGACUGCCCUGCAGAAGGAGUUGGGCGGAGAGGUGUCUGAUGAGAGGAUGAGGGAUUACAUCUGGAACACACUGAAGUCUGGAAGGGUGGUGCCAGGCUAUGGCCAUGCUGUCCUGAGGAAGACUGACCCACGCUACACCUGCCAGCGUGAGUUUGCCCUGAAGCACCUGCCCAACGACCCCAUGUUCAAGAUGGUCGCCCAGCUUUACAAGAUUGUACCCAACGUGCUGCUGGAGCAGGGCAAGGCCAAGAACCCCUGGCCCAAUGUGGACGCCCACAGCGGAGUGCUGCUGCAGUACUACGGAAUGACUGAGAUGAAUUACUACACUGUUCUGUUCGGCGUGUCCCGAGCCCUCGGUGUGCUGGCUCAGCUGGUGUGGAGUAGAGCCCUGGGCUUCCCCUUGGAGCGCCCCAAGUCCAUGAGCACGGAUGGACUGAUGACACUGGUGGGAGCCAAGUCAGGUUGAAGAACCAGUUGAAAAAGAGCUGGGGGGUUAGUGUGAAGGGUGGGAGGAGGUGGAAACAUCAAAAAGGCAGACAUGAGUUGACCCCCUGUCAUUUCCAACCCCAGGGAUUCAAUGGGAUUCAAAGAGACAGUACGCUUUUAAUGUCAUUUCACAAAAGAAGGGCCUUUUUAAACCGUCACACCAUUAGUGUUUCAUUGUGUUUAGUUAAGUUUUCCCAUCAGGUCUCUACAUUUGCGACAUGAAAGGUGAAAACUUGACACAUACAUGAAACCCACAGUAGGCUCAAAAAGCUAUGUACCAUUAUAAGUCUGCUAGCAUCACUAAGAUUGUCCCCUGUGCAGUGCCUGCGCGUUUGUCAUUAGGUGCUGGGUCUGAACUAUGAAUAGGCAGUGGCAUUCAAAGGGAAUUAUGGGAGUGAAAUACACUUCCUUUGUAUUUGUUUAAAGAUCUAAAGUUAAAUAGCUGCUGCUUUCGGCUAAUGCAGUGAAUUGUUUUAGAGGCUAUCCCCAAGCAAAAGAUUGUUUUCCUCCAAUUAAGACUUAGUUUUUCUAUGCAAUGUUCCCAGAUGUCCUCCCACCCAGUCUAUCCACGUGUUUCACUCCCAUUUAUGAACACUCCAGUUUAGAAUAAAGGUCCUUACCAUUAAAAUUAACAAGCUGUUCAAGAUAUAUGUUCAAAAACUCUGUUAAAAGAUACUGCCCCUUUAAAUCUUUGGUCCCUCCUUUUUCUCCAACUUGUUGUUUUGUUUUCUUUUAAAGAUGACCUAUAUCACCUCUAUGAUCAAAAUAACUGUCUUAUCUAUAUAGAAAUUCUUCGUUAACACGCUUUCCUCUUUUUUUGAAUGGGUCUCUGCUCAAAGGGUCUUCUGAAUGGUCGAGAAACAAGAGUAAUGUACAGUAACAAUACAUAUUUGAGCAAAGGGUGUUGUAAUUGGCAGCCUGUCGUAGAUCCUUAAGAGCAAGCUUGAAUAAAAAGAGGGAUAGGGGGUGUUUGUUAAAGUCCUGUCUUAUUUGAGUGUAUGUUUGUGAUUUUAUCCCCACAGGAGAGCGUUUUAAACAUCAACUACUCCAAAAUGAGCACUUGCUUGAUUGGAUUUCCUAAUUUGUAGCCGUAGAAACCCCCCCAGGUUGAUUGUGUCACCUUUUACAGAGUUUUUUUUGGUGUUGAAUAUGUAUAAAACUAUAAUCAUUGGUUUUUCAUUUUGUGGUUUUAUUUAUACUUUGUGUACAUAGGUAUAUAUAUGUAUAGCUUGAAUGUAUGAGCUCUGUGCGAUCACUUGCUUGUAACAACCACAAUGAUUACCAUAGUUUACCAACAAUGUCGUGGUGUCCAGUCUCACUGUAGCGUUCAGUCUCACUGUAACGUUCAGUCUCACUGUAGCGUUCAGUCUCACUGUAGCGUUCAGUCUCACUGUAGCGUUCAGUCUCACUGUAACGUUCAGUUUAGUCUCACUGUAACGUUCAGUCUAGUCUUACUGUAACGUUCAGUUUAGUCUCACUGUAACGUUCAAUCUCACUGUAACGUUCAGUCUAGUCUCACUGUAGCGUUCAGUCUCACUGUAGUGUUCAGUCUCACUGGUCACUGUGAAACUCAAACAACGAACAAAAAGAAAAACUGCAGCUAUCUUGUAUAUACACGAUUUCAUGCCUAGCUCUGUGGGCUUAGCCGGUGCUGUUUUUCAGGUGUUUCACUUGAAUGUUUCAAGCUUGCUCUUAAGUUCUGGGUUUGUCAACACUCCAUUUUUGUGUAGUUUAAGUCUUUUUUCUUCUUCUUCAAAGUACUCAUGCCGUGUUAGUCAGUACUUCACUCAGACGUUUGAAUCUCUGCUCUGCUACCAUCCUCCUGGCUUUUAUCAGACGCAUUUGCGUUUUAUUGUAGUGUUCUUCCUUGUGGUGGGUCGUUCAAGAGACGCAGUUAUUUUGAUCGUAGUGGAGCAUAAAGGUUGUCAUGAUAACUGGGAGAAUUCAUUGCAGAUGGAUUCAUCAGAGAAACACUUGGGGGAUGGGGCUGGAUGGGUCAUAAGGGCAAGAUAAACUUGAGGAAAACCUAACAAAAAAAAGAAAAAUAAUAAAGGUUUUUAUUAACACUU